This is a messenger RNA of Vicia villosa (hairy vetch), 1451 nucleotides long. RefSeq lists its product as uncharacterized. Gene Ontology annotation, molecular function: RNA binding. The coding region runs from base 101 to 1252 and encodes 383 amino acids. The transcript is spliced from 7 exons. The record is from RefSeq and is a predicted model, not a curated record. Gene Ontology annotation, biological process: tRNA modification. Lineage: Eukaryota; Viridiplantae; Streptophyta; Magnoliopsida; Fabales; Fabaceae.
AUAAAAGAUCAUAUUUAAACCUAAAAAGAAAAAAAAAAUCGCUUAAACCACCACUCCUCAGCAGUCAGUUACUUCUCCUAAGUCGUGUUUUUGUGUGACAAUGGCGCCCGAUGCUGCCGCCGCUGCUGGGAAGAAGAGAAAACGCUAUCUUCCUCACAACAAAGCAGUGAAGAAGGGUUCGUAUCCAUUGCAUCCUGGCGUGCAAGGGUUUUUCAUCACUUGUGACGGUGGAAGAGAACAUCAAGCCUCUCGCGAAGCUCUCAAUAUUCUCGAUUCAUUUUAUGAUGAUCUAAUUGACGAUGCUGAACAUCCAACUGUGAAAGGGCUGUCCAAUAGACCUUUAAAUAAAAAGAUUACUUUUGCGGAUUCCGACUCUUCUAGUAGUGAUGAUGAUGAUGAUGAUGAUGAUGAGGAUGAGAAGGAGGAGGUGCAGGUGCAGGAGGGUGGUGAGGAAAAGGAGGACAAAAAGCCUAAACUCGACGUUAGCAAUUUCGACAAUGACAAUACUGACCUUGAGAAUGGAACAGGUGAAAAAUCCGAUCCUCAUAAAGUUGACGAUCUUCAUGCUCAGGCUGGGGAUAAAGCUGAUGGCAAUAAAGAAGACGUUGAUAGUUCAAAGACUAUAACAAAGACAGCUGAUGAGGUACCAGCUGUGAAACAGUGCUGCGAAACAAAUGUGGCAACAAGUGAUUUGGGUGAAAAGAAAGUGGAGGAGAAAUCCAUUGACAAGCUAAUUGAAGAUGAACUUGUAGAACUGAGAGACAAGAAUAAGAAGCGCUUUGCCAAGCUUGAAUCAGGUUGCAAUGGUGUGGUUUUUAUUCAAAUGCGGAAGAAAGAUGGAGACAAAAGCCCCAAGGAUAUCGUUACUCGUAUAGUGACAUCAGCAGCAUUGACUAAGAAACAUAUGUCGAGGUUUAUCUUGAGAAUUUUGCCAAUUGAAGUCUCAUGUUAUGCUUCAAAGGAAGAAAUUUCAAAAGCAAUCCAGCCUCUUGUGGAACAGAACUUUCCUGCGGAAACUGAAACUCCACAAAAGUUUGCUGUGCUGUAUGAAGCCCGGGCAAAUACUGGUGUUGACAGGAUGGAAAUAAUUAAUGCUGUGGCAAAGUCUAUUCCUGCACCUCAUAAAGUUGAUCUCAGUAAUCCUGAUAAAACCAUAAUAGUUGAAAUUGCCAGGACUGUAUGCUUGAUCGGGGUCAUAGAGAAGUACAAGGAACUCUCCAAGUACAAUAUUAGGCAAUUAACAUCGCGAUAAGUAUGAGCUUUCCAGACAGUCUGUAUGCUUGUGGUUGUGGCAAACUUAAUACCUUGACUUAUGUAUACUUGCAGCAAGUCUUAGAUUUAGCAAGUCUUUUAAAUGUAAUUUAGUUCUCACAAACCAAACAAGAGAUCCAUAUGCAGCACAAUACUAUGCAUGAAUUCUGUUUAGAAUAUUAGUUUCGCAUCUUUUAGAA